CCACGUAACUUUUACGCUAUUUCAUAAUCAUACCAGACUUAUCAUGCUAAUACUGAAUAAAACAGAUAUGACUCCAGCUUCAUUUAUUCUGAAUGGAGUCCCAGGACUGGAAGACAUACAGGUCUGGAUUUCCUUCCCAUUCUGCACCAUGUAUAUUGUGGCUAUGGUUGGCAAUUGUGGACUCCUCUACCUCAUCCGCUAUGAGGACUCCCUGCACAGGCCCAUGUACUACUUCUUGGCCAUGCUUUCCCUUACUGACCUUGUCAUAUGCUCCAGUACAAUCCCUAAAGCCCUCUGCAUCUUCUGGUUUCAUCUCAAGGAAAUUGGAUUUGAUGAAUGCCUGGUCCAGAUGUUUUUCAUCCACAUCUUCACAGGGAUGGAGUCUGGGGUGCUCAUGCUUAUGGCCCUAGAUCGCUAUGUAGCCAUCUGCUACCCUCUACGCUAUUCAACUAUCCUCACCAAUCCUGUCAUUGUAAAAGUUGGGCUCACCACUUUCUUGAGAGGCGUAUUACUCAUUACUCCCUUUACUUUCCUUACCAAGCGCCUGCCCUAUUGCAGGGGCAAUAUAAUUCCCCAUACCUACUGUGACCAUAUGUCUGUAGCCAAAUUAUCCUGCGGCAACGUCAAGGUCAAUGCCAUCUAUGGUCUGAUGGUUGCCCUCCUGAUUGGUGGCUUUGACAUUCUGUGUAUCACAGUCUCCUACACCAUGAUCCUUCGGGCAGUGAUUGCCCUCUCAUCGGCAGAUGCUCGGCAGAAGGCCUUCAGCACCUGCAGUGCCCACAUCUGUGCCAUUGUUUUCUCCUAUAGUCCAGCUUUCUUCUCCUUCUUUUCCCACCGCUUUGGGGGCCACGCAAUCCCUACAUCUUGCCACAUCAUCGUAGCCAACAUUUAUCUGCUCCUUCCUCCCACCAUGAACCCUAUUGUCUAUGGGGUGAAAACCAAGCAGAUACGAGACUGUGUUAUGAGAAUUCUUUCAGGUUCCAAGGAAGCCAAAUCCCACGGCAUAUGAAUAGACACUUGCCAGGA
This is a messenger RNA of Propithecus coquereli (Coquerel's sifaka), 1026 nucleotides long. RefSeq names its product olfactory receptor 52N4. The coding region runs from base 44 to 1009 and encodes 321 amino acids. The record is from RefSeq and is a predicted model, not a curated record. The transcript has a single exon. Gene Ontology annotation, molecular function: G protein-coupled receptor activity; olfactory receptor activity. Gene Ontology annotation, cellular component: membrane. Gene Ontology annotation, biological process: G protein-coupled receptor signaling pathway. NCBI's taxonomy places the organism in Eukaryota, Metazoa, Chordata, Mammalia, Primates, Indriidae.